Homo sapiens (human) is the source of this 3307-nucleotide messenger RNA. RefSeq names its product CKLF like MARVEL transmembrane domain containing 6 (gene CMTM6). The coding region runs from base 108 to 659 and encodes 183 amino acids. Lineage: Eukaryota; Metazoa; Chordata; Mammalia; Primates; Hominidae. The record is from RefSeq and is marked reviewed. The transcript is spliced from 4 exons. Gene Ontology annotation, cellular component: membrane; recycling endosome membrane; early endosome membrane.
GAGAAGGCCCAGGAAGUGACGGCCGCCUCCCGGCUACCGGGGACUUCUGGAGUCCGAGAAGUCAACGGCGCGGUUGCUGCGGCCGCCGCGCUCCCCGGCCCGAGGCGAUGGAGAACGGAGCGGUGUACAGCCCCACUACGGAGGAGGACCCGGGCCCCGCCAGAGGCCCCCGGAGCGGCCUCGCUGCCUACUUUUUCAUGGGCCGGCUCCCAUUGCUCCGGCGCGUUCUCAAGGGCUUGCAGCUGUUGCUGUCUCUGCUGGCCUUCAUCUGUGAAGAAGUUGUAUCACAAUGUACUUUAUGUGGAGGACUUUAUUUUUUUGAGUUUGUAAGCUGCAGUGCCUUUCUUCUGAGUCUCCUUAUACUGAUUGUGUAUUGCACUCCAUUUUAUGAGAGAGUUGAUACCACAAAAGUAAAAUCAUCGGAUUUUUAUAUUACUUUGGGAACAGGAUGUGUGUUUUUGUUGGCAUCCAUCAUUUUUGUUUCCACACAUGACAGGACUUCAGCUGAGAUUGCUGCAAUUGUGUUUGGAUUUAUAGCAAGUUUUAUGUUCCUACUUGACUUUAUCACUAUGCUGUAUGAAAAACGACAGGAGUCCCAGCUGAGAAAACCUGAAAAUACCACUAGGGCUGAAGCCCUCACUGAGCCACUUAAUGCCUAAAGACUCUGGGGAGCAGAUGUUACCUAAGGUAGUGACCCUGCAUUGUGGUGCCUGAGCCCUGGCAGAAGCUCUUGUAAAAUUUGUUAAUUGUUUAAACCACUUCUUUUGGAGAGCAAGGGGAAGGUCAAGAAGGCAGUUUUAUCAAUAUUGUGUCAGUCACCACAAAGUAGGCCAGAUAAGUUAAAAAAAAUUUUUUUUUAAAUAAUAAUUGAAACUUAUCUCAAAUGGAGAUUUUGGUGGGAGGAGGAGAAAACAAUUGUUUUUAAAUCACACAGCUCAACGGUUGAUAAAUGAUUCUGUCAUUCUGUUACAGGUCAUUCUUUUACUAGGCUUAGCUUCCAAAUUAUGCUUUAUAGCUGUAUAAACAUCGUGAUUAUAUUCAUCUACUUAGAAAUUGUUUUAUUUUUAAAUUAAUUUGCUUAGCUGUUUGUUUUGAUGCUUAGAUUAUGUUCUGUUAAUGGGAAUUUAACAUAUUUAAGAAACCAAUAUUUAAAAUGUUGGUCUAGGUUUUUUUCCUUAACAUAUAUUACCAGGCUUUACUGUAUUUCACUCAGCCUUAAAUGUUAUAAUAUUUUUGGAUAACGGUUAUUAAUUCUUUGAGACCUUCGUAUAGCCUAUAAAAUGUAUGGGAGAUGUUGGUAUUUUAUGUGUAUAAAAGCAACAAUAUCAGCAACUUCGUGUUUAUACUGCACCUUGGUUGUUGAUGUCAAGUAAAAAAAAGAUUGUUUUGUAACACAUAAAAAAAUGGAAGAAACUGAUACCACACCUAAGGACCAAAGAUAAGAAAGACUUUUUGCCCAAGACAGUGAAAGUAAUUAUAAAAACAAGCUUUGACCACUUACCAAGUAUCUGAAGAGAUGAGUUCAUACUAUGAUUUAGAAAGUGGUUCAAUUCCCCUGUUGGCAUAUGAUUAUUUUUACUAAAAUUAAUACAGCUCUGUGGGUCUUCCUUAGUGUUUUCUUUGAAGCCAAUCUGUUUUUUUUAGGACACCAGCCUUUGGUUUUUCAUCUGUUCGAGAUGCCUCUUCUCUGUCUCCUUAUCAGAUAGAAAUGGAGUCAUGUGCUGCUGCUUCAUCUAGCAGAGGUUGGCCUCUGGCUCUGACACUUUUUGUCAGUUGUCUUUAGGUGGUCCUGAAUCUUGGGCCCUUUUGAUUGUGAAUACUGUGUAGCAGGAUCUUGAGAGUCCUUGUUCUUACAUAGGCAUUGCUCUAGUUUGUCUUUGGCAAAAAAAAAAAAAAAAAAAAGUAAAUAUCCAGGGAACCCUGCCCAGACUAAUACUGUUGGUGGCAUAAGAGAAUCAAGCCAUUCUCAAGAGAUAACUUCAUAACCAGAAUUGUCUGUUGGCUAGCAGCUGUCACAGAUAGGCAGGGCACUUGGGAUAUGACCUUUCUGUCCAGGUGAUUCACAGACUAGACCUUUCUUAUCCUCCUCCUAGAGUUUUGACUUGGGACUCUAGUGUUAAGAUGAUGAGCCCGUGCAUCAGGUCCUUCUGCACUUUGGUGGAAGUCUCCCAGGGUAGGUUUCCUAUUUGAAACAGUGGAAUCAUGUUUCCAGUGAUAAAGUUUAAUGACCUCAUCCUUUUUUUUUUUUCUCAUCUGCCAUUUGUGUGUCUUAGAUGGGUUUUAAUUGCAUGAAUGUGGCUAAUGUGGUUCUCAGAAAUUGGUCAGUAUGGCCCAACAUAGCUUCUGCUCUGUCUUACUGACUCAAUACCUUUAGGAUUUGUAUCAGAGUUUGGAUACUAGUGUUAGUGGUGGUGUCACCACUACUUAAUUGGGAGAUAAUGAAACCAAUCAUGGAUGCUGUUUUUAUUGGGCAUGUCAUCUAAGAGAGGAGAAAUAGCUGGGUUUUGGGUCUAAUUAUGAAUAAGGACUGAUUCAGAAAACGAGUUUAUGGUAGGUAGACUAAAGUUUCACAUCAGACUGUACCAUUGUGAUUUAGACCUAUCUAAAAUUCAGAGCAUAUCAUCUGGGCUACCUCAGGGUCACCACCCAUGUAUUGGGCUUAGUCAGGAUUGACAGAUACAUUCUCAGCUGGCCUGUCAUAUAAAACAUACUGUCAUUGAGCUUAAGCUCCGCUUGUUCUGAGGUUUCACCUCCAUGUGUUUCAUUGGUGCAAAAGUGGAUCUCUUAGUUGGUCACUUAAUUCUUUCUUUUUCAGAAAGAUAGUAUGUUCACUGGUAUAUUUGGUCACUCUUAGAACCUUCCUUCACAUUGUUUUUUAUGGGACCCAUGAAUGGUUAGCCUUUCUUUUCUAUUGUAGAAGGAAAUAAAUAGGAGUAAAAAGACCAUUGUAGUAAAUAAGUUCAAGGGGAACUUGGGACCAGAAACCACUGUUAUGUACAAAAAAAUGGCAAAUUCAAUAAACUCAAAUUUAAAAUAAUUUUUAAAUUAACAGUUAUGAUAAAUUUUAUAUUUUAUACAAAUAGAUUGCUUAGAAUGGUUCUCAAGAAUUAUAAGAGAAAUGAACUCACAGUACAAAAAUUUUAUAAUUACUAUACUUGUGUUUUGUUUGGGGGCUGGGAAAUGUAUUUUUACAUUGUAGCCAAUCAUUUUAUAUUUGUCAAUUUAAAUCUUAUGGGUCUUUUUUUUUUAUCUCUCUUGAUGUCAGAUUUUAUAGUCUUUUUAAAUAAAUCCAUUUAAUUAAAACGUU